Theileria annulata is the source of this 1443-nucleotide messenger RNA. RefSeq lists its product as uncharacterized. The coding region runs from base 1 to 1443 and encodes 480 amino acids. Lineage: Eukaryota; Apicomplexa; Aconoidasida; Piroplasmida; Theileriidae. The transcript has 2 exons. The record is from RefSeq and is a predicted model, not a curated record. Gene Ontology annotation, molecular function: RNA binding.
AUGAAUGCAUACGGCCAUAGACCACCACAAUACCCAUAUCCGAAGGAUGAUCUCCAUCACUUCAAUCCAAACACAUACCAGCAAAAUCCAGUGCCCCAUCCAGUUAAUACAAUGGGUGUUUCUAGCGUUAACUCAAAUUUCCAUCCAAAUUAUAAGUAUACAUCUAGACACCCACAUGAGCCAUCUAAGUUCUCGAAUUUCGAUAAAGAAGUGCCAUCCAAUAAUGUAGAAUAUGCCCGUGGAGGAUGGUCCAACGGAAACGUAUCAGAACCAGCUCCAGAAAAAUAUUACUCAGUGAACGUCCCGCCGGCAAACACACAACCCUCAUACCAAACAGAACUUAAGCCGGAAACGUGUGUGCCCAAGAAUUUUAAACCAGAACAUAACACACAAAGCAACUGGGAUAACCCAGUGAAUCAACAUUCUAAUGUCAGAUUAGCUAUUUUCUUAGAAAACUGUAACGUGUCAUACGAUCUGUUAGAGUCGGACCUGAGGGAGCUCUUUUCAUACUACUCAGGAGUACACUCCUUGUAUAUCUCACCAGAGUAUCCAGCAGCAGAACUAGUACUUACAGAUCCAAACGCAUGCAAAACAGCAUGCUCAGACCUUAACGGUGUGGUGCUCCACGGCAUCGGAACCCUAAGGUGUGUUGUCAUGCUCCCAGGCCAGAGCCUAAACUCCCUCAUGUCAACAGCAAACGUCUAUCAAAAUUUUAAUAAGCCAACCAGUUCUAACUCGAGUGCGUCUACAGUGGACAACCCUAACCUUAGAUAUUCAUAUAACGAGAUGAAAAAUACAAACGGACACGGUAAAGUGAAUCACCCAAGACCCCUCACGGUUAAUAACGUUGAACAUGUAGUUGGAAUGACGAACAGACCGAACACGAAUCGCCUGUGCCGUUUCGAGUUGAUAGAGCUGUUUUCGUUCGAGCCAGACUUUGACGUGACAGCGCAGAUUUUGGGCCCAAAUAACACAAACAUAGAGUACAUAAUGAAAAAUGCCAACAACAAAGUGGACAUUAGCAUCAAGGGGAAACCACUAAACUCAGCAUCGGCCACAGACAGACUCCACAUCACAAUCUCCUCAAACGAUUUCUACUCGUACAACAAGGCCAUAUUCAUGACCGAAGACCUCCUGUGCUCAGUGUGCGAAAAGUACGUAGAGUUCGUCAGAGAGCGAGGAAAAAUGGUCUCAAACCUAGUCGGCUUCUGCAGACACGAGUACGAAGAAGACAACUCGGGAAAACUUGACUACAAAGGCUCACUCGAAAAGCCAAAGACAUGGCUAGAAAAUAACAACAAGAGAUUUAACAACCAAAAGUUCAAUCAUUACCGUAACAACUUCUCCAAAAAAGUCAAUGAUCGUAGCCGACCCAUUCCACCGAGUAGAAACCAAAACCAGAGAAUUCCAGCCAAUCCCAGAAAUAGAGGUUUCAGAAAAUAA